This is a messenger RNA of Tripterygium wilfordii, 2359 nucleotides long. Its product is annotated as scarecrow-like protein 14. Gene Ontology annotation, cellular component: nucleus. Gene Ontology annotation, molecular function: DNA-binding transcription factor activity; sequence-specific DNA binding. Lineage: Eukaryota; Viridiplantae; Streptophyta; Magnoliopsida; Celastrales; Celastraceae. The transcript has 2 exons. The record is from RefSeq and is a predicted model, not a curated record. The coding region runs from base 212 to 2257 and encodes 681 amino acids. Gene Ontology annotation, biological process: regulation of DNA-templated transcription.
CUACUUUCUCUGAAGGUUCCUUACACAGUUACAGCGACUAAACUCCUGUAUUUAACGAGGACCUCACCCCCUCACUGAUUCUUCAAUCUUCAUGCUUGCUCUGUAAUAAAACUUCAAAGAAAAAAAAAUCACUGCUGCUUGUGAAAGACUGACUGAAGAUCCUCUGCAACAACUUUAGGGUUUUGUCUUCAGGAUCUGAUUUCAGUAAUAUAUGGGUUCCAUUAACAAUUUCAUAUUUGAUCAAAGCUCAGUUCCCAUGUGUUCAAGUCGUAAUCUUGUUAAUGGGUUCAAGUUCAAGAAUGAUGUCGUCGAUCCUUAUAAUCUGCCUUCGAUUCCGACCAAUCCACUCAGUCCUAGUUCUGAAUUAACGUCAUUUUCCGAUUCCAUCUUGGAGGGAGAUUCUUCGGACAACAGUGAUGUCUCUAAUAAUGUUGUUAUCAAGUACAUAAGCGAGAUUCUUCUGGAAGAAGAUUUACAGGGGAAGACCUGUAUGUUGCAGGAUUGUUUGGCGCUUCAAGCUACUGAAAAAUCUUUCUACGAUGCCCUUGGACAGCAAUACCCUCAUUCUGUGACUCAAUUUACUUCUCGUUGCAGUGACAAUCUUGACAGCCCAGAUGGGAAUUCAAGCAGUAUUGAAAGCAGUAUCAGCUAUGCUAUUGCAAACAAAUUUGAAUCCUCUAAUGUUCUAUCUUCUCUCACUGACUCUCCUGAGAGCACUUUUAUGAGGCCAGACAUAUUUAGUGAGGUGAAGUCCUUUGGUGAUUCUUUCACUUUUGCUUCAAAGAGUAACUCAUGGAAGCCUUUGAUGGCCAACGAAGCAGUGAUUCCGAGUGGAAGCAACAUUUCUGAAUCAAGGCGAAAAAAUAAUCAUGACCGCGAGGACAGUGAUUAUUUAGAACAGGAGAGGAGUCACAAGCAGUCUGCGGUGUCUCUUGAAGAAUCUGAACUAACUGAUAUAUUUGAUAAGGUAUUGCUGUGUCAGAGUGAACCCAACAGGUCUGCACCCUCCGUUCUUCAAAGCUUAUCUCAAGAUGAUGAAGGAAAAGGGAAGUUGCAGCAAACAAAAGGGUCUAGUGGUCGAACAAGGCGCUCGAAGAAACAAGGCAAUGGCAAGGGAGUGGUGGACCUGUGGACUCUUCUCAACCAGUGUGCACAAGCUGUGGCUAGUUAUGACCAAAGGAAUGCAGCUGAGUUAAUAAAGCAGAUAAGGCAACAUUCUUCUCAUAUAGGUGACGGAACCCAGAGAAUGGCUCGUUACUUUGUCGACGGCCUUGAGGCACGCCUUUCGUUCACUGGUACACCAUUGUAUUCCCCCUUGUUGGGGAAUAGAGUAUCAGCCGCUGAAAUCCUAAAAGCUUAUAAGGUGUAUGUGGAGGCUUGCCCCUUCCUAAGAAUGUCGGAUCUUUACGCUAACAGAGUGAUUAAGAAACUGGCAGAGAGAGCAUCAAAGCUACACAUCAUAGUUUUUGGCGUUGGCUAUGGUUUUCAAUGGCCUUGCCUUAUCCAAGGUCUCUCAAAGAGGCAUGGUGGACCUCCUAAGCUCUGCAUUACCGGAAUUGAGCUUCCCCAACCAGGUUUUAGGCCAGCAGAGAGGGUUGAAGAAACCGGGCGCCGCUUGAAGAAAUACUGUGAGAGAUUCAAUGUCCCAUUUGAAUACAAGGUCAUAGCACAGAAAUGGGAGACGAUCAAAUACGAGGAUCUAGAGAUUGACAGCGAUGAGAUGAUUGUUGUCAACUGUUUGUACCGGUUAAAGAACAUACCUGAUGACACCGUAGCAAUGAAUAGCCCGAGAGAGACUGUUCUGAAGUUGAUUAAGAGAAUUAAUCCUGAUAUUUUCAUCCAUGGUGUUGCUAAUGGGACAUAUAAUUCUCCCUUCUUCAUCACAAGGUUCCGCGAAGCACUCUUCCAUUACUCUGCACUGUUUGAUAUGUUUGAUGCCACCACACCUCAGGACAAUCGUCAGAGAAUGUUGUUUGAGAAAGAAAUGUGGGGAAGGGAUAUCAUGAAUGUCAUAGCAUGUGAAGGCACUGAGAGAGUUGAAAGGCCAGAGACAUACAAGCAGUGGCAAGUGAAGAAUCUUAAGGCUGGCUUCAGACAGGUUCCAUUAGAUCAGGAGAUCAUGAAGGUAGUGAGGUCUAGGGUGAAAUCAGAAUAUAACGAGGAUUUUGUCGUCGACGAGGAUGGUCAAUGGAUGCUGCAGGGAUGGAAAGGGAGAAUAAUCUUUGCUCUUUCAUGCUGGAAACCUGUUCAGGAUUAACAGAACCACUACUUGGUUAACUAUUAGUUAUUGUGCUAGGAAGGCUUCUUUGUUUAUUGUUUAUGUAUGGCAAUAUUAAUGUAGUUUCUGGUUUGAGUAUCA